Trichophyton verrucosum HKI 0517 is the source of this 1362-nucleotide messenger RNA. RefSeq lists its product as uncharacterized. Gene Ontology annotation, molecular function: L-glutamate dehydrogenase (NADP+) activity. The record is from RefSeq and is a predicted model, not a curated record. NCBI's taxonomy places the organism in Eukaryota, Fungi, Ascomycota, Eurotiomycetes, Onygenales, Arthrodermataceae. Gene Ontology annotation, cellular component: cytosol. Bases 1 to 1362 code for a protein of 453 amino acids. The transcript is spliced from 5 exons.
AUGUCCAACUUGCCCAUGGAGCCGGAGUUCGAACAGGCCUAUAAAGAGCUUGCUUGGACACUUGAGAACUCGACCAUCUUCAAGAAACACCCGGAAUACAGGAAGGCAUUGCUCGUUGCCUCUAUCCCAGAGCGAAUAAUCCAGUUCCGUGUCACAUGGGAAGAUGACAAGGGCCAAACGCUAUCCCACCUGUUCUUACCGGAUAAGAAUAAUAAGCUAACAUUGGCUGCUGCAGUCAACUUGUCCAUCUUGAAGUUCCUGGGCUUUGAGCAGAUCUUCAAGAAUGCUCUCACAGGCCUGAACAUGGGUGGUGGUAAAGGAGGCGCCGAUUUCGAUCCAAAGGGGAAAUCUGACAACGAGAUUCGGAAAUUCUGCAGCGCGUUCAUGAUGGAGCUAAGCAAGCAUAUUGGAGCGGACGUGGAUGUGCCGGCUGGUGACAUCGGAGUUGGUGGUCGCGAGAUCGGGUUCCUCUUUGGCGCUUACAAGAGGCAGAGACAUAUCUGGGAAGGAGUGCUGACCGGAAAGGGAAACAGCUGGGGCGGAAGUCUGAUCCGACCAGAGGCGACUGGAUACGGCCUUGUCUAUUAUGUCCAGCACAUGAUCAAGCACGCCACAAAUGGUUUGGAGAGCUUCGCAGGCAAGCGAGUAGCUAUAUCUGGAUCAGGGAACGUGGCUCAAUAUGCUGCUCUCAAGGUGAUCGAGUUUGGCGGCAUUGUUGUCUCUCUCAGUGACAGCAAGGGAAGUUUCAUUGUCCGGGGCGGCGAGGACUCCUCCAUCACACCCGAGGAGAUCCGCUUGAUUAUGGCACUCAAGGAUGAGAGGAAGCCGCUAUCCGGCAUUGCGAGCCAUGAAGCCUUCGCCAGCAGAUGCGAAUAUAUCGAGGGUGCAAGACCAUGGGUUCACGUUGGCAAAGUGGAUGUUGUGCUUCCAUGCGCGACUCAGAACGAAGUCUCGGGUGAAGAGGCCAAAGUGCUUGUGGCUAACGGCGCACGCUUUGUCGCCGAAGGAUCCAACAUGGGCUGCACGUUGGACGCCAUUGAACACUUCGAGGCGCACAGAAAUGAACACAAUCGUGAUCAGGGCGCAGUGUGGUACGCGCCUGGAAAAGCAGCAAAUGCGGGAGGAGUUGCAGUCAGUGGGUUGGAGAUGGCUCAGAACUCCCAGAGACUGACGUGGACUGCAGAGGAAGUGGACGGGAAGUUACAGGCUAUCAUGAAGGAAUGCUUUGAGACUGGGUUGAGGACAGCGAAGGAGUACACGGAGGUGGAGGAUGACAAGCUACCAUCUCUGGUGGCAGGAAGCAACAUUGCAGGUUUCAUCAAGGUAUCUGAAGCCAUGCGAGACCACGGUGAUUGGUUCUGA